AUGGCGCCCAGAGACCAGGAAAAGAACGCCCUGCCUAUCGACAUGGAGACGGGCUCCAACACAUCAGGCGACGGAUCAAAAAAGGAUGAUUCGAGCCCCCCACCAGCAUACCGGACAGACGAUACCAGGACGACACACAGCGUGGCACAAGAAGAUGGCGCAGAGAUUGACCUGACCCCACUGUCCUGGUGGAAAGCCGGAACCAUCCUCUUCGCAGAGACGGUGUCCCUCGGUAUCCUCUCGCUCCCCUCGGUCAUCGCAAGCGUGGGGAUCGGGCCCGGCAUUGCCCUGAUCGUCGUCAUGGCCAUUCUCUCGGGAUACUCAGGCCUCGUCUUUGGCGAGUUCUGUAUGCAGUACCCGGAAAUCGAGUCCUUCGGCGGCGUCGGCCAUAUCGUUGGAGGGGCCGUGGGCGGACCUACCCUGGGAGUCGUCUUCGGUGAAUUCCUGGGCUGGGGGCAGACCAUCUUCCAGAUCUUCGUGAUGGGGAGCCAUAUCUUGACCUGGACAAUCGCGAUGAAUACACUGACCAACAGCUCCCAGUGCACCGUCAUGUGGGCGGGCGUCGGGCUGGUCGUCUUCUGGGUUUUCAACCUGCCGCGCAACCUCAACAUCGCGUCGUACCUGUCGGUAGCGUCCUCGCUGUCCAUCUUCUCGGCGGUCAUCGUCACCGUGGUGGACGUGGCGAUCGAGAAGCCCAUCGGCUCGACGUCACUGGACGUCGCGAACCAGCUCGGGUUCACGGGGGCGUUCCUGUCGGUGACGAACAUCGCCAUCGCCUUCUGCUCGCACUCGUGCUUCUUCAGCGUCAUCUCGGAGCUCAACACCAAGACGGACUGGCCCAAGGCGCUGGUCAUGCUGCAGUCCCUCGACACGGCGCUGUACAUCGUCGCGGCGGUCGUCAUCUACGUGUACGUGGGACCCGAUGUGCCCUCGCCGGCGCUCUCGGCGGCCGGCUCUGUGGUCGUGAGGAAGGUGAUCUGGGGCAUCGCGCUGCCCACUAUCGUCAUCGCCGGCGUCAUCUACGGGCACGUCGCGACCAAGUACAUCUUCACACGGAUCCUCGGCAAGACGAGACACAUGCACAAGCGAACGCUGAUCGGGGACGCGGGAUGGGUUUGCGUUGGGCUGUCAAUCUGGAUCAUCGCGUUCGUCAUCUCGGAGUCGAUUCCCGUGUUCAACAGCCUCCUGAGUCUGAUCUGUGCCUUGUUCGUGAGCUGGUUCUCGUACGGCGUCCCGGGCAUCAUGUGGCUGUUCCUCUACCGCGGCCAGUACUACACGAACUGGAAGAUGACGGCGGGACUCGUGUCCAAUAUCACCCUCGUUGUCGUGGGCUUCCUGCUCUGCGUGCUGGGGCUGUGGAGCACGAUUGACAGCCUCGCGAGCAACAGCACACACACGCCGUGGAGCUGUGCCAGCAACGCAUAG
Diaporthe citri is the source of this 1425-nucleotide messenger RNA. RefSeq lists its product as uncharacterized. The record is from RefSeq and is a predicted model, not a curated record. Gene Ontology annotation, cellular component: vacuolar membrane. Gene Ontology annotation, biological process: amino acid transmembrane transport. Gene Ontology annotation, molecular function: amino acid transmembrane transporter activity. Bases 1 to 1425 code for a protein of 474 amino acids. Lineage: Eukaryota; Fungi; Ascomycota; Sordariomycetes; Diaporthales; Diaporthaceae. The transcript has 3 exons.